AUGCAAAAAUUCUUCAACCAUCAACGGGGUGAGCCUUCUCAACACCACCCAGCUCCAGUCCAAGGCAAUGAGAACGGCAGGCGCAAACAAAAUGGCGCUCUCUCCAGGACUGUGCGUGGACACCUCGUCGCCAUGUCUGGAGAAUUCGUUGGCACCACUAUGUUCCUCUUUUUUGGCUUCGGUGGUACUCAAAUCGCCAACACUCUGACUCCUGCUUCGGCGCCGGAUCUGCAACAGCUGCUCUUUAUUAGCCUUUCAUUCGGUUUUUCCCUCGCUGUCACUACGUGGGUGUUCUACAGGAUCAGCGGCGGACUGUUCAACCCUGCUGUAACGCUCGGAAUGAUGAUAUCCAAUACCCUCCCUUGGACCCGUGGACUCCUACUCGUCCCAGCCCAGAUGCUCGGCGGUCUUGUUGCAGCUGGACUCGUCUCCUGCAUGUUUCCAGGCCCACUAGCAGUGAACACGACCCUUAGCCACAGCACCUCCAUAGCUCAAGGCCUCUUCAUCGAGAUGUUCCUGACCGCAGAACUGGUCUUGACCGUUUUGUUCUUGGCGGCAGAGAAGAGCAAGGCAACAUUCUUGGCGCCAGUGGCCAUUGGGCUAGCGCUUUUCGUUGCUGAACUUACGGGGGUAUACUUUACCGGCGGAUCCCUAAACCCCACCCGAUCAUUUGGCCCCUGCGCAGUAAAUCGCAACUUCCCGGGAUAUCACUGGAUAUACUGGCUUGGACCAGCCUUCGGUGCCAUCCUUGCUGCAGGAUACUAUAGAUUUGCAAAGCACUACAAUUACGAGGAGGCGAAUCCGGGCCAAGAUGCCUCACAUCCAUCGGAAGUCGACCCUGAGCAGGGUGAAUGA
Molecule: messenger RNA, 855 nt
Organism: Letharia columbiana
Lineage: Eukaryota; Fungi; Ascomycota; Lecanoromycetes; Lecanorales; Parmeliaceae
Exons: 3
Coding region: 1-855 (284 amino acids)
Biological process (GO): transmembrane transport
Cellular component (GO): plasma membrane
Molecular function (GO): water channel activity
Source: RefSeq, a predicted model, not a curated record